Messenger RNA from Labrus mixtus (cuckoo wrasse), 5809 nucleotides. It is a transcript of the gene frmd6, whose product is annotated as FERM domain containing 6. Lineage: Eukaryota; Metazoa; Chordata; Actinopteri; Labriformes; Labridae. Bases 359 to 2185 code for a protein of 608 amino acids. The record is from RefSeq and is a predicted model, not a curated record. Gene Ontology annotation, cellular component: cytoplasmic side of apical plasma membrane; cytoskeleton. Gene Ontology annotation, biological process: positive regulation of hippo signaling. The transcript has 14 exons.
GUGGCGCUAGCUGAAGGCGGCAGAACGACGACUCGUCCCUAAAACUUACUGAAGUCUUUUCCAAACUGAGGAUAUUUCAUACCUUCUUGUUUUAACAAAACCGCGACAAAACCUUUCGGAUUAACACUUUUUUAAAAACAGGACUAAUUUGUUUUCUCGUCAAAAGUGUCUGACUCCAGCUCACGUCCACAUGCUCUGCCUUGUGAGUGCUGCUUGGCCUGCUGAGCCUGAAGGUGCUGGUGUGUCUGCACUGGGCUGUAGCUGAAGCACACAUACAGUGACCGCUGGUCCUGGUGGUGGUUGUGGUGCCUGCGGUGGAAGCAGGAGGAGGGGCCUGUUCUGUCUGAGCCACACGAAGAUGAACAAACUGAGCUUCCACAACAACAAAGCCAUGCAGGACCGCCGCUGUGUCUGUGUUUUUUUGCCCAAUGAUGACACGCUCAACGUCAUUGUCAAUGUGAAGACUUUGUGCCAGGAACUGUUGGUGCAGGUGUGCGACCUCUUAAGGCUGAAGGACUGCCAUCUGUUUGGACUCAGUGUUAUUCAGAAUAAUGAACACAUCUAUAUGGAACUGGAUCAAAAGCUAUCCAAAUAUUGCCCUAAAGAAUGGAAAAGAGAAGCCAGCAAGGGCAUCGACCAGUUCGGUCCUCCAAUGAUCAUUCACUUCAGAGCUCAGUAUUACGUAGAGAACGGGAGACUGAUCAGUGACCGGGCAGCCAGGUACUAUUACUACUGGCACCUGAGGAAACAGGUGCUGCUCUCUCAGUGCAUCCAAAGAGAGGAGGCCUACUUCCUCCUGGCAGCCUUCGCCCUGCAGGCUGACCUGGGAAACUUCAAACGCAACAAGCACUUUGGGAAGUACUUUGAACCUGAAGCCUACUUCCCCCCAUGGGUGAUAACAAAGCGCGGUCGUGAGUACAUCCUGAGGCAUAUCCCCAACAUGCACAAAGACCAGUUCGCUCUCACAGCUUCGGAGGCUCACCUCAAAUACAUCAAGGAGUGUGCCCAGCUCGAUGACGUCACUGUCCACUACUACAGACUCUACAAGGACAAGAAGGAAGUGGAGGCAUCUCUAACAUUAGGACUGACUUUACGAGGAAUCCAAAUAUUUCAGAAUGUGGGCACUGUAAGGCAACUGUUGUACGACUUCCCCUGGACCAACGUGGGAAAACUCGUAUUUGUGGGGAAGAAGUUUGAAAUCCUCCCCGAUGGUCUUCCCUCAGCCCGUAAACUCAUCUACUACACAGGUUGUCCUGUGCGCUCUCGCCACCUCCUGCAGCUGCUCAGCAACAGCCACCGGCUUUACAUGAACCUGCAGCCUGUUCUCAAACAAGUCCGACGACUUGAGGAAAAUGAAGAGAAGAAGCAGUACAGGGAGUCGUACAUCAGUGACGCUCUCGAGCUGGACAUGGACCAUCUGGACAAACGUUCCCGGGCCAGCGGCAGCAGUGCGGGGAGCGUCUCUCAUCACAAACGCCUGUCCCGCCACUCCACCACCAGCCAUGGUAGCUCACACACCUCGGGCAUCGAGACGGACAGCUUCAGGGCCCCGGGUCAGGCACCCCACAGGCCCCUAAGAACCUGCAGCUCGUCCACAACCAGCCACGGGAGCUCACACACCUCCGGCAUCGAGAGCAGCGGCAAGGAGCGCAUACUGGAUGAUGAUGAAAUAGAGAUGCUGGUUGACGACCCCAAAGACUACGAGGAGCUUCAUGAGAUGGCUUUGGACCAGGAGCUGUGUAUCCACAUCACAGAGGACAUGUUGACCAUGUCACCUGAUCAGAGCAACGGAUACUCAGGACUGAUAGUGAAAGACGUCAGCUCCUCCACAUCCAGCUCCUCUGAGACCGUUGUCAAGAUGAGAGGACAGAGCAUCGAGUCUCUGCCGCAGACAUCAGCUUGCAGGAAGCCUCAGUCCUCCACAGAUCGUCACAGCCAGUCUCUCGACGACAUCCGGCUCUACCAGAAGGACUGCCUGCAGUGGGCGGAGCUCUGCCAGGACACUGCCCACAGCUACACAUUCGGCUGCGCUCAGGAGUUGAGCGACGGCGGCGGGGGCUAUCAGGGCCUGGCCGAGCAGCGUGCCGGCAUGCUCAGUGAGCAGCACCCGUUUCCUAUUAAGAGAACCAACAAGUACUUCUCCCUGGACCUGACCAGCGACGAGGUCCCCGAGUUCGUGGUGUGACAGAAACAGAAAAGAGGCGACCUCAGGGUGACCUUUUCUGACUCGUGUCAGAUGUGGAAAUGUUUCAGCCCUCAGGGAACGAGACGAGAGAGUAGCGUUGGAGAGGUGGUUUCUAUUCUUGGCAGCAGUUAUUAGUAAACUGGCAAGAAGUCUGCUGCUGCUCAGACGAAUAACACAUGAACAAACAUGGAGGCUCCUGGCUGAAAUGGGAACUUAAAGAACAAAAAAAGAGAAAAUGCGUCUUAAAAAACGUAACCUGAGCUGCUCCCCUGUGUGAAAGGAAACAAAAAGGGAUCGUGUCAUCAUCUUUUAAAUAACAUUUUUAUUCAAAUGUGUCUCCUACAGACUGUUUUUAAGAACCACAUGUUGUGUUUUCCUCCUUACUAAAAACAAAAGAAGUGUGUGAAUGCACGAGGUGUUACAGCUGACAGAGACUCAUGCACAGACAUGAAGAGCAUAUCAAAGUUCUCUGGAGGACACAAAGGACAAAGUCACUCUGAGCUACAAACCAAAGACAAAAAGAAAGAAAGAAAAAACUGCCCUCACACACAUUUCAAAGUCAUGGAGGGUAGGAGGGGAGAUGAACCUUCCCUCGGUUCGACACCACUUCAUUUUACCUCAACAGGAAGUGCAGUGUGCCAACUCCCGCCUCUCAGACUGAACUCUUAAUCAUGAACACACACACCGAUGUGCCUUCAUCCCUCUAUGCAGGUGUCAAACCGUCGCCUUGACAAUCACACACCCUCACCUUUUAAGAUCCAAGCCAUCAGAACACAAAGCACGACAUUAUUUUUAAACACACCCACACACACACUCCUUUAUUAGAUCAAGCCCGUUUUUUAGCAUUUUAAAACAUGUCAGAAUGAUUUCAAAAUGUUUCCUUGUCCUGUGAAAUCAGACUGAGCUUUCUUGCAGGAAUGAAGUUGAGUUACUUCCUGCGUGUCCUGACUUGAGUCUAGUGUGCGGCCACGAAAGCUUCCCUGUAAUCUAGACUCAAAAUGGAGGCCGCUUCGCUGUGGGCCAAAGCAAACCUUACAUGUUAAUGCAAACAUGCAAGUCUUCCUUCCUGCUCGGCUUGAUUUCACCUUUGUCUUCCUGUUUGUGUCACUCUGAUCAUUAACUGGAAUUGGUUUCAUCUUUUUUUAUUUUGCAUCCUUUUUGUUUUACCUGAAAGCUUUUUACAUGUGUUUUUUUUUGUAUACGCUGUCCAGACUUGUUUAUGUUUAACAGUUAUUGUGUGUGUGCUUGAUUUCCUUCAGUAUUACAAACAAUAUGUAUGUGACAGUAUUAAGGACGUGUGAUGUUUGUGGCUCUGAACAAGAUGGACAGGCUUUCAUCUUUUUAAACUGACAAGCUAAAGAGGACUGUGGUCUCUGACAGGAUGCUACGAGCUCUAACUUCUCAUAAAUCUUUGACGGUUUCAAAAGAACCUAUUAAUGCGCCGUACAUGCAAUUAAAAAAUAAGAAACAGUUUUAUAUGCUUAAAGGUCCCAUAUUAUGCUUUUUCUGGUUUUAUAUGCUCUUUAGUGUGUUUUCCAAGUGUCCUGUGCAUGUUUAGGCACAUCUAUGUGCAAAAAUUCAAAGUCCGCGGAAACACAGCUUCUCCUACGUCCUCCUGUUAGCUGUAGCAUUAGCCGCAUGUAACGCUCGGUUCUAGCCCCCCUCGAUAAAAAUGUGUCAGUCCGACGUCAUUGUCAGUGUGAGAUCACUGAUCUAAGCCCAUUGGCUCGUUGUGGCAAGCCCAGCAGCUCAUGUUGAAAUUUCCGAGAAGCGUGCUGAGCAACUGACCAAUAACGACAGAGAGGAUCGGCAGACCAAUCAGAGCACACUUGGCCCACGUGGGGUCUAACAGUGUGGGCUCAACAGAGUGCAGCUGACGGACUCAGAGCGUAGAGGGAGCAAGGAGGAGCAGUACAUGAAAACAGACACUUUUUUCAAACUUUAGCUAUUGUGAACGUACAAAAGUAGGAACAUAGAUUAAAUAUACGAACCCCAAAAAGGGCAUAAUAUGGGCUCUUUAAAUCAACUUUGUCAUACUUUUUAAAAAUCCAAUCAAGUUUUCAGCUUCUCUUUAAUAAGAGCCUGACUCGUGUUCAUACAUGUUGGGAAACACUGCACUGUGAAAUGAACGAGACCCCAGAAUAACUUUUUUUAUUUGAAAUGAAAUCGUAUCAAGUUUGAAGAUCCUGAAGAUAUAAAAUAAAAAAAACAGAUCCUGCUGGGCUGUGAUAUUAAAAGAAUAUUUCAUCGUUUAGGUGAAGGGCUUUUAUUACUCCUUCAUGCAGAGAGUUCAAUGAGAAUCUUGUAAAACAAUCUCAUAUCCCUACAUUUAAUAUUCAGUCGCAGAGAAAAGACAGUUUGCCAAACCUCGCAUUGAUAGCCUCACUAACAAUACCCCACCAUCCACAACUAUAUGACACUUAUUACCAGCUUAUUUCUUUUUACUUUAAAAAGCAACACUUGAAAAGUAACAAUUCUCUAUAUCACAGCAGGGUUACAGAAUUUGCAGAACAAUUUCUUGAUAAAGUGAGAAAUCCCUGCUGCCUGCCAUAACAUACUCAAACACACACAUGCAGCUCAUUUUCAAGUUUGUGUGAUUUUUCUUUUGUACAAUUCAAACAUAAAAUUAUGUGUUCAAAGACAAACUGGUGUAUUUUUAACCAUUGAAGAGCCAUGCCCCCCCUCACACUUUAAUUAUUUACAUUUAGCUAAGCUAACCUUUGUCAUGUGUCAGCUUCCUCCACAUCUUACAAAAUGAUGAGUGAUAUCAAUCUUUUUUUUAUUUUACUCCCGGCAGGAAAAGUGAUUAUAGUUCUUACUAAAUAUUCAUACUUUUCCAUGAAUUCUGUGGAUUUCACUGUAACAGUUCAUCUGCAGAUGAGGUGUUUCUUUUUUUGAAAUGAAGCUUUUAGAGUUUAUAUACAACAUGUCUGUCAAACAACAAACGGCCUAAGUUUUCAUUCAAACUUCAGCUUGUUUUAUUUACUCGCUGUUCCUUUAGGUCGGCACGACGUGUCAUUUUGUAAGACAAACACUGUCAGUGUUUUCAAACUCAUACAAGAUGUGAAAUCAUUCUAGAUCACUGGUGUUUUUGUUUAUUUUUGUCCUGGUCAGCUAUCAGAUACACCAUGCCAUUUUUAAAAUACUCUGCUUUUUACAUGCAGGUAAUGCAGCAACGAAACAAGUAAAAAAAACAUUUGUGUAACACAUAAAUGAGAUACUGCUCUAUAAUAACUUUUAUAUUUCUUACAUGUUUUCCUCUUACUGUUUUGAAGCUGUUUCUUCUCAUUAAUGAAAACAUGUCAUAGUUUGAUGGACAAAGUUUCUUAUAUUCAAACAGUGUUGAGGUACAUAGCCAUAGUCAUAACCCACGUCCUUAAAGUCUGCAUAAUUUGUUUUUACUACAUUUUCUGACUUCCAUAUAUGGUCAAACUUACAAUAUGUAAGAGACUGUAAGUCUGUAUGUUCGUGCCCAUAAUCCUUUCUGUGAAAGGAUCCCCCUUCAGGAUAUGUUUUUGUCACCCUGUAGUUAAAAACAAAAGAAAUGUUACUAUGAAGUUUGGUCUGUGCCUUCUUGGUACUAAUGCCCUCAAUAUCUAAUAAAAAGGUACAAUUAUUUGCCAA